AUGCUGCCCUCCGGGGCAUCGACGACAGCCGGUUUGCCGCAACAACGUUACCGCAUACUUGGCCUCAUCCUCUUCCUUACCAUCAUGGUAUUGAAGUGUGUCUGUGGUCAGACUCGCGAGAACCCAUCUACCCUCCGGAGGCACGAAGCAACAUGUGAAGAAUACCGCACACAGAUAGCACAGCUUGCAAAGCCUGGAACAAGCACCGUGUCCGAGACCAGCAACGGCCCACGUUUACCAGGCCUUACCAGCAGACGACGAGGGAAGGGCUAUAGUGACCCACAAAGAGGAGUACCACGGCACCCUACUGGAGCCGGCGCGGAAUUGGAUCCAGCUCCCGGCUCCUCUGGGCUGCAACCUAUGCCUUCACCCGACUUAAAUUUGGAAUCGACUACGUUAUCGGCAGUCAAUACUCCUCAGCCAGAUCCCCCCGCCGCCGCCGCCCCUCCGCCUCCGCCUCCGCCGCCGCCUCCACCUCCACCUACCAAUAAUCCCCCACCGACCACUCAACGUCCCAAGCGGACGGCUCGUCUCCCUGCUCGCUAUCGGGAGGAACUUCCCGAGCAACUUGUACCUGCCCAAAAUCUCGAGCAAACUUCGAUGCCCGAGCCAGAAGAACCCGUCAGUGUACAUCGAGUGCAUCUUAUCGUCCGAGACACAUUCCGGACAGUCGUCAAUCGAUUCCAUCUCUGGCGCUCUUAUCUUCACCGCCCAAGCUAUGACCCGGAUACUCUUCUCCGUUCUGACGACCUUUGCGAUUACUUCACACCCCCAUACGAUGUCAACGGACAACUGCCAGCCCCAUCGAAUCUUCCAGCCCCACCGGCUAGUACAUUGUCUGUCAACACAUCGGCAUCACUAUUGCUUGGCUGGCAGAACAACGGCCAUACGACCAAGUCGACCAGUCAGCUAAACGCUCUUGUCUCGGAUGUACUAUUGCAUCCUGAGUUCAAUGUCAGUGAUUUGCGUGGAUUUCGCGCAGAGCAGGCAGAGAAGGCUGCGGAGAAGGCUGCGGAAGAGGCGUUUCCGCUACUCCAACAGUUCCAGCAGACCAGUGUCGAAAUCGAAGUACCGUCUGGCUCUGCAAGUAUCCCCUCCCGUAUGAUUGCAGUCCCUGGCUUGUGGUACCGCAGUCUUAUGUCGGUAAUCAAGCUAGCCUUCGCAGACCCGUUAUCUCGCCACUUCCAUUACACCCCAUUCAAACUCUUUCAUCGAGUUCAGAGUACAGGCGAAGACAUUCGUGUCUUCAGCGAACUGUACAAUUCUGAUGCUUUUAUUGAGGAGCACGAUAACGUACGGUUUCACGCUGAACUCCCGCCAGACGAACCAGACUGUAAACUCGAAAAGACAGUGGCGGCGCUUAUGUUUUGGUCGGACUCCACGCAUCUCGCCAACUUUGGGACAGCAAAGCUAUGGCCAAUUUACCUUCUUUUCGGGAACCUCUCAAAAUUUUUUCGCGAUAAGCCAAGUUGCAGCGCCCGAACAUCAUGUUGCGUAUAUUCCAUCGGUCAGUUUCUUAACGAACAUUCUACAACGGACGCUGACGGCUCACAUUUUAAGCUUCCCGACUUUAUCCAAGACAUCAUCUCUGAAUUCCACGUUAAAUGGCGAACUCAGAAAGAUGAUAUCCUGACACACUGUCGACGGGAACUGAUGCACGCAGUAUGGAAAUUCCUUCUCGAUGAUGAAUUUCUUCACGCAUAUCGAUAUGGAGUGGUAAUUAGAUGUGCCGAUGGUGUCGAACGGCGAGUAUACCCUCGAAUAUUUACAUAUUCUGCAGAUUAUCCAGAAAAGGUGCUGCUCGCAACCGUUCGGGAUGGCGGCUUAUGUCCCUGCCCGCGUUGUCUCAUCCCCAAGAAAGAGAUGCAUCUCAUGGGUUUUGUGCGUGAUAUCAGUGCUCGUAUUGGCUCGAAAAUACGCCAUUAUCUAACGUCAGCGGUCAAAAAUGCUCGAGAUAAAAUCUAUCGUCUGGCGUAUGGCAUUGGCUCAACUGCUGUCGAGGAUUUAUUGAAGGAAACUUCGUCGGUCCCAACCAAGAAUGCAUUUAUCGAGAGGCUCGGCGAUGACUUUCAGCUUCACCGAAUGCUUGUCGUUGAUCUCAUGCAUGAGUUCGAGCUCGGCGUCUGGAAAAAUACAUUCACACAUCUUAUUCGGCUCCUUCACGCGCAGCCAGAUGGGACAGAGCUUGUGAGCGAGCUCAACAGACGUUAUCGGCUUAUACCCACUUUUGGGCUCGAUACCAUCCGUCGCUUCCCAAAUAAUGCGUCGGAAAUGAAGAAGCUGGGCGCACGGGACUUCGAAGACCUCUUGCAAUGUGCAGUUCCGGUUUUCGAUGGCCUCUUCCCCGAAGAGCACAAUAGCCGGAUUUUGAAGCUGCUUUAUCGUUUGGCUGAGUGGCAUGCUUUUGCAAAGCUCCGAAUGCAUACAGAUCCAACCCUUGAACAUCUGCGGCUUUUAACACCCGAAAUUGGCCGCCUCAUGCGCGACUUCAAAAGGACUACGUGUGCGGCUUUCGAAACGUAUGAGCUGCCACGAGAACAAAAUUCGCGCAACAGACAAAAGGCCGCAACCGCCGCAAAGCGGGCCGGACGUGCGACGACGUCCCAACUGGAUUCCGAGCCACAAAAGAUCAGCAAAAAGCGCAAGACACUCAAUUUAAACACAUAUAAGUACCACGCAAUGCCCGACUACGCACCUACAAUUCGCCUCUUCUCGACUUCAGAUGUUUAUUCAACUCGUUUGGGAGAAAGUCUUCACCGACUUGUCAAGCGCUUGUAUUCCGUAACCAGCAAGCGCGACCAUGCGCCGCAAAUUGCAAGGCGUUUUAUGCGAAUGCAGCGCGCUCGGUGGUCUCAAGCAGUCGAAGGCUAUAAAGCUCGGACCCAGAAUCGACAGCCGGGCAAGCGGAAUACAGGGCCACGUCGAAUGAAGCGGUCUGAAAUGUUUUUCGCCGAUCCAUACGGCGCCAAAGCUCUCGAGAUCCAUCACUGUAUCAGCUUGUCACGCCGCAAGCCACUCAACCUGUAUACAGACUUCAAACCCACUGACUCAGAUCCUGCAAUGAAGCACUUCAUUCCUCGCCUACAAGAUCAUCUACUUGCUCGCAUUCUCAACCUCGCAUUCGAUGGCGAUGAGCAUACUUUCUCAGAUGCCGAUCGCCGCACAGUCGACAUACGCGGAGACAAGAUCUAUGCUAAUAAGCUAUUUCGGGUCAACUAUACAACAUACGACGUUCGCCGAGACCAGGACGUUAUGAACUCCGGCGCUCUGCCCUUCGUAAUGGUCCACUCCCCCAAUGCCGGACAUCCUGGUGCUCAUCCAUAUUGGUACGCGCAAAUCCUCGGCAUCUUCAACGCAACUGUCUCUCUCGUCUCAAACACAACUCGGACGACGCCAAGUCGGAUGGAGUUCCUUUGGGUUAGGUGGAUGGGGGAAGAGCCAUGCUAUGUGGCGGGUCUCCGGGAGGGUCGCCUACCCAUGGUGGGAUUUGUUCCGGACACCGAUCCAGCCGCAUUCGGAUUUCUUGACCCAGAGCAUGUCGUUCGCGGGGCACACUUGAUGCCCGUCUUCUGUCGUGAUCGCACAACGGAGCUUCUGCAGACACAGCAAAAGACAGCUGCACGACUGUCAAGCGAGAAGAGCGACUGGAAUAACUUCUACGUGGGCAUAUUUGCCGACCGCGACAUGGUGAUGCGGUAUGUCGGUGGUGGUAUAGGUCAUCUCGAUCGCGGCCACGGAGAGCUGAUGGUAGAGGACGCAACACAUGAAGAAGAGGGCGAUAUUGAAGACGUCGAGGAGCGGCCCGGAAGCACAGAGAGUGAUUCGUCUCAGUCAGACACAGAGGACUCACAAGACUCGGAGUCGGAGUCGGAAGAGGACAUGGAUAUCGAUGGUAGUGGGGCAGCAUUUAACGAAGUCGAGUCCGAUGACGAAAUGCAGCUUGAUUAG
This is a messenger RNA of Mycena indigotica, 3948 nucleotides long. RefSeq lists its product as uncharacterized. The record is from RefSeq and is a predicted model, not a curated record. The transcript has 9 exons. The coding region runs from base 1 to 3948 and encodes 1315 amino acids. NCBI's taxonomy places the organism in Eukaryota, Fungi, Basidiomycota, Agaricomycetes, Agaricales, Mycenaceae.